AUGACAUGCUUCUCUCUCUCUCUCUCUCUCUCUCUCUCUCUCUCUCUAUACUUUGUUUUCCAUUGCAAGGGACAGGUGUUCUCAUGUCUCUGCUAUCUAUCUAUCUAUCUAUCUAUCUAUCUAUCUAUCUAUCUAUCUAUCUAUCUAUCUAUCUAUCUAUCUAUUUCUUUCUUCUUUCUUUCUUUUUUCUAUCUUCUUUAUUUCUUUCUUUCUUUCUUUCUUUCUUUCUUUUCUUUCUUUCUUUCUUUCUUUCUUUCUUUCUAUCUAUCUAUCUAUCUAUUUCGGCUUCUUUCUUUCUUUCUAUUUCGGCUUCUUUCUUUCUAUCUUUCUUUCUAUCUAUCUAUCUAUCUAUCUAUCUAUCUAUCUAUUUCGGAUUCUUUCUUUCUUUCAUUCUUUCUUUCUUUCUUUCUUUCUUUCUUUCUUUCUUUCUUUCUUUCUUUCUUUCUAUUUCGGCUUCUUUCUUUCUUUCUAUCUGGGAUUAUAUCUGACUAUCUCUGUUUUUUCUUUUCAAUUUUCUAUCUUUCUUUCUAUUUCGGAUUCUAUCUAUCUAUCUAUCUAUCUAUCUAUCUAUCUAUCUAUCUAUCUAUCUAUCUAUCUAUUUCGGAUUCUUCUUUUUUUUUUCUAUUUCGGAUUCUUCUAUCUAUCUAUCUAUCUAUCUAUCUAUCUAUCUAUCUAUUUCUGUUUUUCUUUUAUGUUUUUUCAAUUUUCUAUCUUUCUUUCUAUUUUGGAUUCUUCUAUCUAUCUAUCUAUCUAUCUAUCUAUCUAUCUAUCUAUCUAUCUAUCUAUCUCAGUUUCAGUUUUUUUCAUUCUUUUUUUCCUUCUUCCUUUUCAGAUUUAAAAUUUUCUAUCUAUCUAUCUAUCUAUCUAUCUAUCUAUCUAUCUAUCUAUCUAUCUAUCUAUCCUAGUUUUUUAAGAAAUUCAAUUCAUAUCUAUCUAUCCAUUCCACGAGGAUUGAUUAUCUAUCUAUCUAUCUAUCUAUCUAUCUAUCUAUCUAUCUAUCUAUCUAUCUGCAAUCAACUUCCUGAUCUAUCUAUCUAUCUAUCUAUCUAUCUAUCUAUCUAUCUAUUAUUCUGUUCAUAUCUAUCUAUCUAUCUAUCUAUCUAUCUAUCUAUCUAUCUAUCUAUCUCAUAG
Acanthosepion pharaonis is the source of this 1131-nucleotide messenger RNA. The record is from the annotation of a GenBank genome assembly. Lineage: Eukaryota; Metazoa; Mollusca; Cephalopoda; Sepiida; Sepiidae.